GUGAAGAUGAUGGAGCAACCAGCAGCUGGACUCAACACAUGAAGACAGAAGCUGAUGGAGACACCUGUGGAGGAGCAGAAGCAGCCAGUGACUUGGAUACACCUCUCCUCCCUGACCACCAGAGGUCGCCUUGUUCUGACUCUGACACUGUUGACAGUGAGGACUGGAGAGAGACUAGUGACCCUGAAUCAGCUUCAAAUUCAAUGGAGGAUCCAAAUGUUCAUGUCAGUGGGAAGAAAGAUGAUGCUCUCAAUACACUGAUCUGCUCUGGGUGUGGGAGGAAAUGCUCUUCGAAGUCUGAACUGAUUCGACACAUGAAAUCCUGCAGCGGAUCUUUGAGUUGUUCGGUUUGUGGAAAAUGUUUUGAAAAGAAACGUGAUCUAAAAAUCCACAUGAGACUUCACACAGGAGAUGCGCCUUACAACUGCUCCUACUGUGGUGAGAGGUUUACCCAGCGUGAAACAAAGGAAGAACACAUGAAGAUUCACGCUGGAGAAAAACCUUUCCAGUGCUCUCAGUGUGGUAAAUGCUUCAUGCAGCAUUAUUACCUGAAGGAACAUAUGAGAGUUCACACGGGUGAAAAACCUUUCGGUUGCUUGCAGUGUGGUAAAUGUUUCAAGCACCAUUCCACACUGAAAACACACAUGAGAAUUCAUACUGGAGAAAAGCCAUUCCACUGCCCCAAGUGUGAGAAAUCUUUUGCACAGCGUGGGACUUUCAAGCUACACUUAAAAGUUCACAUGGAAGAAAAACCGUUCAGCUGCUCAGAGUGUGGUAAAUAUUUCAUACGGCGUGUGGCCUUGAAUGACCACAUGAGACUUCACACGGGUGAAAAACCUUUCAGCUGCUCCCAGUGUGGUAGAUGUUUUACAACAAAAGGGAAUCUGAGAACUCACCUGAGACUUCACUCGAGUGUUAAACCUUACAGCUGCUCUCAGUGUGGUAAAAGCUUUGUUCAGAAAUAUCACCUUCAGGGACAUAUGGUAAUUCACACUGGCGAAAAGCCUUUCACCUGCUGUCAGUGUGGUCAGAGUUUUGCACAGCGUCAAACGUUGAAAGUGCACGAGAAAAUCCACACUGGUGAAAAAUCUUUCAGAUGUUCUGAGUGUGGAAGAUCUUUUGCCCGUAAAUGUCACCUGGAUAGACACAUGAGAAUUCACACUGGAGAAAAACCGUAUGGUUGCUUGCAGUGUGGUAAGUGUUUUUCAAAGAAGAGUUCCCUGAAUAGUCAUCUGAGACUUCACACAGGGGAAAAACCUCUUAAAUGCUUAAGUGCUUCAAGCACCAUACUACACUGAAAACACACAAGGAAUUCACACUGGAGAAAAACCCUUCUGCUGCCCUCAGUGUGGUCAGUCUUUUGCUCGUAAAGGUCUCCUAGAGGGACACAUGAGAAUUCAUACUGGGGAGAAACCUUUUGUUUGCUCUCAUCGUAGUAAAUGUACCUGAAGUGUCACAUGAGAGUUCACUCUGGUGACCACACGUGUAUUUGACAGUUGAGAAGACUGUUUUAUUGUCCAUGUCUAAUUAUGGAAGAGAGUUUCAUAUACUGGUAAUGACAUUGAGGCUUCUUUCGUCCUCUGGUCUAUGUUUUCUACAUGAGAGACGAGUCUGCUCACUGCAGUGUUGUUCAUUUUGAUGAUAGACGCAGUUCUGUAGAUGUGUAUAUUUGAGCGUCACCUGCAUAUGAUCCUGUUUUCAUGUUUAGUUCUUCAAAGAACAUUGUGUGAGAAGAGACUUUUCUUUGUCAGUUCCCCCGUAUUUCUCAUUAUCACAUCGUGCAUCAAGCAGUUUUCUAUUUUGACUGACAGACGGAUUUUAGCAACACUAAGAUAAAUGAUGCGGCCAAAGUCAUGACAUGCUGGAUGAAUUGUCUGAAUGAUUUACUUUAAUAAACAUCAAAUGCAGG
Messenger RNA from Synchiropus splendidus (mandarinfish), 1909 nucleotides. RefSeq names its product gastrula zinc finger protein XlCGF57.1-like. The coding region runs from base 39 to 1298 and encodes 419 amino acids. Gene Ontology annotation, biological process: regulation of transcription by RNA polymerase II. Lineage: Eukaryota; Metazoa; Chordata; Actinopteri; Syngnathiformes; Callionymidae. Gene Ontology annotation, molecular function: RNA polymerase II cis-regulatory region sequence-specific DNA binding; DNA-binding transcription factor activity. The transcript has a single exon. The record is from RefSeq and is a predicted model, not a curated record.